AGAUAUCACAAACCUCCUGCAAUGCCAAGCGACUGAUAUUUGCGAACGCGUUAUAGGUCUUGUAUAUUUCGGAGCUGAAUUCAUAAGGUUAACGCGUGCAGCUGCUUGCUGCUAGCUCGCGCGGACUGCCACGCAAGCAGGGAGAGAAACAAGAUUCCAAGAUGCCUUCGGAGGGCUGCUGUGACUGCUUAUCGUGCUUAUGCUGCUGCUGCAGCUGCUGCGUGACAUGUCCGGAACAAGAAACAGUGGCAGUAGUGGAAAAGUGCGGAAGGUUCAGCCAUAUCGCCCUACCUGGCUGCAACUUUGUAAACUGCUUCUGCGGCGUCCGAGUCGCCGGAACUAUGAGUCUCCGUGUCCAGCAGCUCGACGUUAAGUGUGAGACAAAGACUCAAGACAACGUCUUCCUGGUUGUCGUCAUAAGUGUGCAGUACCAGGUUCGUAAGGACUCCAUGUUCGACGCCUACUACAAGCUCACGAAUCCACGGCAGCAGAUUUCUGCGUACGUCUUUGACGAAGUUCGCGCCGCCGUGCCGAAACUGACUUUGGACGACGUUUACGAAAUGAAGGAGGAGAUCGCCAAGAACAUCAAGGACGCCCUGGCCAAGAAUAUGUCCGAAUACGGAUACCUGAUUAUCCACGUGCUCGUGAACGACUUGGAGCCGGCGCACAAGGUAAAGGACGCCAUGAACGAGAUCAAUGCCGCCCGGCGUCUGCGUGUCGCUGCAGCUGAAAAGGCCGAAGCAAACAAGCUCGCCAUCGUCAAAGCCGCGGAGGCCGAGGCCGAGGCCAAGUACCUGCAAGGGCAGGGUAUCGCUAGGCAACGCCAGGCAAUCAUCCAUGGCCUCCGAGACUCUGUAGCCGACUUCCGGGUGCGUGUGUAUAGCGUCUCCUCGCGUGAGGUGCUGUCCCUAAUGCUCAUUACCCAGUACUUCGACACACUCAAGGACGUGGGCAGCCACAGCAGAGCUUCCACUUUGUUCCUCAACCACUCGCCAAGCGGGGUCGGCGACAUCGCCCAACAGAUUCGAAACAGCUUCCUCGAGGCGAGCGCCGCCGCUCCCGGCAUGGCAUUUAAGCAGGAAUAG
This is a messenger RNA of Volvox carteri f. nagariensis, 1085 nucleotides long. RefSeq lists its product as uncharacterized. NCBI's taxonomy places the organism in Eukaryota, Viridiplantae, Chlorophyta, Chlorophyceae, Chlamydomonadales, Volvocaceae. The transcript is spliced from 12 exons. The coding region runs from base 162 to 1085 and encodes 307 amino acids. The record is from RefSeq and is a predicted model, not a curated record.